CGCCGGGCGAUGUGGACAGGCCAGGAUCAGAAAGAUGGAUGAGAAUGUUGCCGAGUUUCUCCGGAGGAGCAUCUUGAAAAUCCCCUUGCAUGCGAUAAAGACCAUCCUAAAAACCUGGGACUUUCUGUCCGAAAACCAGCUGGAGACCAUAAACUUGAGGCAGAGGAAGGAAUCUCUGGCCCAGGAAAUAAUUCUGCUGUCCAAGGGGAAGAAUGCAACUCUUGAUGACAUGGCCCUCUUAGACAUCGUGUAUACUCAAGUUCAUCGGCACAAGAAGCUCUGGGAUGUCUUUGAGAUGAGUAAAGAACCAGGUGAAGAUGUCGACCUUUUUGACAUGAAACAGUUCCAAGGUUCCUUUAAGAAAAUUCUUCAGAGAGCAUUAAAAAAUGUUUCAGUCAACUUCAGAGUCGACCAGAAGAAUGCUGUGUGGAUUCAGGUUGCCUGGGGAACACAACAUUCACAACCAAACCAGUACAAACCCACUUUUGUGGUGUACUAUCCCCAGACUCCAUAUGCCUUCAUUUCUACCUGCCCUCUGAAGACCACUGUACCCCUUCUCCAUCAGGCCCUGAAGGUUGCGAGCAAACACCAUCAGAUAGUGCACCUGAAUCUGAAAAGCCGGCACCUGGACUAGCUCAAGGCUAUCAUUUUUAGAGAGUAUAACCAGAACUUUGACAGCCACAACACCACAGUGCCUCUGCAGGAAGGAAGCUUUGGACUAGACGUGAAUUUGGAUUCAAACAUCAUUCUUGAAAACACAGAAGAAAAAGAAAGAAUCCAAAGAGUCACUCAGGAGACCUUUGGAACCUAUUCCCAGCCACAGCUGGAAUUUGCACAGUAUAAGCUGGAGACCAGAUUCAAGAGUGACAUAAGUGGCGGCAUCUUGGCUGACAGGAAAGAACCCCUCCGGUGCCUCAUAAAGUUCUCAAGCUCACACCUUUUGGAAGCAUUGAAAUCCUUAGCACCCGCCGGCAUAGCAGAUGCACCGCUUUCUCCACUGCUCACCUGUAUACCAAGCAAGAAAAUGAAUUAUUUUAAAAUUAGAGAUAAAUGAGAUACAUGUGGCUUUGCUCGUAUUGCACAUAGAAUCCCGGUUGUAGCCGGCUGGCUUCUGUAUAGACUCUUGUGUUUUAGAAAUCAAUCCUUGGCAUUGGAAAGUCGGUGCUUUUAAUGUAACUGUUGGGACUAUAUAUGUCCUCCCUAUGUGCUCUUGUACCCCUGCUCCUAUGGCCUGCUAAUUAAAUUACAGCAGCAGUGGGCAUUUGAGAAGCGAUACCUCUGGCUGCUCAGCAGGUCUUAGGCCAGCUGCAUAAAGGUAUAAAAGGCUUUAGC
Messenger RNA from Alexandromys fortis (reed vole), 1332 nucleotides. Its product is annotated as centromere protein N-like. NCBI's taxonomy places the organism in Eukaryota, Metazoa, Chordata, Mammalia, Rodentia, Cricetidae. The record is from RefSeq and is a predicted model, not a curated record. The transcript is spliced from 2 exons. Gene Ontology annotation, cellular component: nucleoplasm. Gene Ontology annotation, biological process: chromosome segregation; CENP-A containing chromatin assembly.